GGGUCCGCCACCCAUCCCACCUCCCUCGCCCCUCCCCGCCCCGGCCCCGUCCCCCGCCUCCCGCCUCCCGCCACCAUCUCUGCCUCCCACCACCUCCACCAUGACGGUGAUGUCCGGAGAGAAUGUGGACGAGGCUUCCGCUGCCCCAGGCCACCCUCAGGACAGCAGCUACCCGCGGCCGGCCGAGCACGACGACCACGAAUGCUGCGAGCGCGUGGUCAUCAACAUCUCCGGGCUGCGCUUCGAGACGCAGCUCAAGACUCUGGCGCAGUUCCCCAACACGCUGCUGGGCAACCCUAAGAAACGCAUGCGCUACUUCGACCCGCUGAGGAACGAGUACUUCUUCGACCGCAACCGGCCCAGCUUCGACGCCAUCCUCUACUACUACCAGUCCGGGGGCCGGCUGCGCCGGCCGGUCAACGUGCCGCUGGACAUGUUCUCCGAGGAGAUCAAAUUUUACGAGCUGGGCGAGGAGGCCAUGGAGAAGUUCCGCGAGGACGAGGGCUUCAUCAAGGAGGAGGAACGGCCCUUGCCCGAGAAGGAGUACCAGCGCCAGGUGUGGCUGCUCUUCGAGUACCCGGAGAGCUCGGGGCCCGCGCGGGUCAUUGCCAUCGUCUCCGUUAUGGUCAUCCUCAUCUCCAUCGUCAUCUUCUGCCUGGAGACGCUGCCAGAGCUGAAGGACGAGAAGGACUUCCCGGGCGCCGUCCACCGCCUGGACAACACCACGGUGGUCUACAACGCCAACAUCUUCACGGACCCCUUCUUCAUCGUCGAGACGCUGUGCAUCAUCUGGUUCUCCUUCGAGCUGGUGGUGCGCUUCUUCGCCUGCCCCAGCAAGACGGACUUCUUCAAAAACAUCAUGAACUUCAUCGACAUCGUGGCCAUCAUCCCCUAUUUCAUCACCCUGGGCACCGAGAUAGCAGAGCAGGAGGGGAACCAGAAGGGUGAGCAGGCCACCUCGCUGGCCAUCCUCAGAGUUAUCAGGUUGGUAAGGGUAUUUAGGAUCUUCAAACUCUCCCGCCACUCUAAGGGCUUGCAGAUCCUGGGCCAGACCCUCAAGGCUAGUAUGAGGGAGCUAGGGCUGCUCAUCUUUUUCCUCUUCAUCGGGGUCAUACUGUUCUCUAGCGCAGUGUACUUUGCCGAGGCGGAAGAAGCUGAGUCGCACUUUUCCAGUAUCCCUGAUGCUUUCUGGUGGGCGGUGGUGUCCAUGACCACCGUAGGAUACGGUGACAUGUACCCUGUGACAAUUGGAGGCAAGAUCGUGGGCUCCUUGUGUGCCAUCGCUGGUGUGCUGACAAUUGCCCUGCCCGUACCUGUCAUUGUGUCCAAUUUCAACUAUUUCUACCACCGAGAAACUGAGGGGGAAGAGCAGGCUCAGUUGCUCCACGUUAGCGCCCCUAACUUAGCCUCUGACAGUGACCUCAGUCGGCGCAGCUCGUCCACUCUCAGCAAAUCUGAAUACAUGGAGAUCGAAGAGGAUAUGAAUAAUAGCAUAGGCCACUUUAGACAGGCCAAUAUCAGAACUGGCAAUUGUACCACAGCUAACCAAAACUGUGUUAAUAAGAGCAAGCUACUGACUGAUGUUUAAAAAGCCAAGCAAAGAAACUUUAAAAAGCCCCCACUUAGCAGCUUGAAAGACUUAAAAAAAAAAAACAAACCCAAAUCAAACCAAACCCCGAGUGAUCAAAGUCACUCUCUGUGUAGAUACUUUGCUAAGUAAGCUUUGGACGUUCCAUUGAACUGUCGAUGCAUUGUCGCAUUGCCAGUACUGGGCAUUGCCCGUGUUGGGGGUGGAAAACCCGAAGAUUUCAGGAGCCAUGAAAAAAACAAUUAUUUUCAUUUUAUUAAAAAAAUGGGAAAAGAAAGUGUAUUUUCUAAAACUGGUUUAAAAUCACUCAGUCCACGAACUAGUCUAGGUAAAAUAAGAAUCACGUGCUUCCCAUUUUUAAUUCUUGCUGGCUUCUUUAAUUUUUUUCUUUCAUGUGACUGAAUGAGAAUUAGAGGAUCGCUUAGAAAUAUCAAAUGAAAAUUUGCAUGGGACUCUAAUAUGAAAUCUUGGCAAACUGCACAACAUAUUUAAGACAGAGCAUCAGAUGUAUUGUAUGUAACAUGAUACACCAGCCAAAAUGGGCAACGGACAGAUGUUUUUAUUUUGAUCCACCGAACUGCAUAUUCCAAGGUGAAAAAAAAAAUUACCUAAGACUGGUUCACCAAGCACCUUAGAAAUCUGAUAUUGGUCCUGGUUCUGUAGGGAUUUUUCCCUCUGCCCCCAUUCUUUUCUGAUUCAAACUCUUCUCUAAGAAACAGUGAUAACUGAGUGCAAUUCAUUGAUCCAUCUGCAGUGCUGCUAAGAUUCUCAACUGCAGAUACGCCCAAAGGGUCUUUUCUCACAAGUCCUGCACCCUGACCCCCAGCCUCCAGAACUGGACGUAAAACCUUAGUCCUUGUUGCAAGAGAGCACAAAUGGAACUAAGUGUAAGCAUGUUUGAAUCUGAUCCUAAUUUAUUUUAUAAUCGCAUGCUGAGAACGUUAACUCAGACAAUAGGGGAUAAGCUUACUUAGGAAUCGAUUCUUCUACAAAUAGAUUCUUCUUCAUUUGCAUUCACCAAAAGUGCACUCCUUCAUUUAUUAACUCUUUUUAUUAGUCAAUAAAGUACUGUAUUUAAGUACCUAUGUUAGUCAGCUGGGAACAGUACUUUUCGGAGCUCCAAGCAUGUUCUCUUAUUCAGCAUUAUGGCUGAUUUGAUUAAGGUGUACCUUGAAUUAAUUAGUGCAUGAUUCAUUUAAUGUAAAAACGUUAAAAAAUAAUAAAAAUUAUAAGUUUGUGGGAUGAAGGGCCCAAAAGAAAUAGUGGGUGGGGGUGGGGGUGGGGAGCACUUAGUCAAUUUUCCUGCCUUUGCUCAGGGAAAUGUCAGGUUUCUGUGCAGAGUUAGAGAGGGGACCAAUAUGCCCAUCCCUUCAUGGGAAGCUCAGUUGAAAAAUGAAGUGAUCAAGGUAUAUAUAGCAACACCUAAGGACAAGUAUUCUUUAUAGCUAGAGACAAACACAAGCAAAAUCAACAAACAAAGGUGCAAUACUGCAUGUUUUUUGGUGCAUUCUUGAGACGUAAAUAAAAAAAAAACAAAAAAUGUUUCUCCAUUGUAUGCACCCAAAGCCGAGCUGAUUUCCUUUGGCAGUCCUGAUUUGAAGUCUGUAGGGACUUCGGCCGUCCCCCUGAGGCUCCCUGAAGAAACUCAACCAAUUGAUUUAAUAGUUGCUUAGUGCCUUUAUCCUGUACCCACAGCGAACUGCAGAAAGUGCCUCCAUUAACGCAGCUGAGAAGUUAUGUAACAGAAAGGGAGGGAGGGAUGGUGGGGGCACAGAGAUUUUGCUUUUCCUUUUGCCACCCUGGCUGUCUCACUCACCGUUGUGGGGACACCACGCCAUCCUGCACCUCAGAACAGCACAGACCUGCGAAGAUGCCCUCUGACCAUUCACUGGACUUGGUCCCCUUGGCAGCCUGAUGUGGGAUGGAAACUGAGGCCCAAGACCCAUCUUCCAACUGGACACGCACCGUCAACUGGUUUUCUUCCUCUUUUCCACCAGAAGCCAAUAUAAACUCGUGGGGAAUUUGUUUCCCACCAGGGGUCCCUCUGGACAAGCAAGGCUUCCUCGGGUCCACCCUAGCGGUCCUGGCGUAUUUCCAUCCUCCCCUCUGUCUGCAGCAGCACUUUGCCAUCUCUGAUGGUCUGAGCUUUGCAGGCAUCACUGUGGAUGUAGGCACACCUGGUUCAGAGUAACCUUUUGCCAGCCUUCCCUCCUGGCCCAUCCCCCUUCAGUUAUUCCCAAGGAUGCUCCUAUGAGAGUCCCACCUGGCGGUCAACUCUCAGGCUGAACAUCUGACUUCUGUUGCCCACUACACGCCAUCCUGAGAACAGUGGGGACCCUGUGCUUAGCUGACAGAGAGCCUAACCACCGGGGCCUCUGGAGGCCAGCAGCCGUCCAUCGACGGGGAGGCACUCGUGGCUUUUUGAACGACCCGAUGUGGGGACCCUCACUUUGCACUUAGCAUGUGGCUGCCUGCUGCCCAACGCCUUUCAUUCCUGUGCUGCUGCUUCCAGAAAUAUUCCCUGUGGCUCCACCCCUCCCCUCCACCCUACCCUAGGACAGGCAGUGAGGCAGUAAACCAAGAAACUGGAGUUACACCCAGGCCUGCUGACUCCGCUGAAAGAAAAGAACGUGGAUGUUUUCUUCUCCUGUGUGGCUUCUGUGAAUCUGUCAGAUGGACGUGGCACACAGCAAGGAAGAUGGAGGCCAAGAACUGCAUGGCAUCCGACCAUAGGGCACCCACCCUCCCCGGGGUGUUUCCUUGAAACUUGACUCAUCCUGGCUUUUCCUCUUACCUGCUUCUAAAUCUCCCACUGGGAAAAAAAUAAUGCCAACCUUGUCCACAUCUCCCGGGGCUUAUCUUGAUCUUUUUAUUUAGACUUUGAGGUCUAGGACCCACUCCCCCACCCCCAACUUGAAAUGCUAACUCUGUCAACAGCAAUAAUCUGCCCGGUACUGUGGGGGAUGGGACAGAAAAUGAGAAAAUGGGACCAGGACUGAAAAGAUGCACUUUGGCUGUGGGGUAUGCCUCUCACAGCCACACGCUGCAUGGGCUGGGUCCUUCUGCAUGUGUUACAGGGAACAGUGGCGCUUGCAGGGGACCUGCCCCCCCGGGACGAGAGGAGCUGCCGGUAGGAGUGUGGGUGGUUUGGGGAAAACGAAUGCUGCUUUUUUCAUCUGUAUGUAGCUCAUCAAAAUCAAGUGAGUAAGACUGGAGGACAGGGCUUGUCUGUGUCGCAUCAGCAUGCAAAGUUUGACCCAGCUCUUCCCCUUUGCACAGGGAUGAGCUGAAGUGUUUCUUGUGGACCUGAAGGUGCACUUAACGAAACUGCCUAUUACGGAAUGACUAUCUUUUCAGUUUCUUUCCUUAGGUUUAUCUUAUUGGGUUUUUUUUGGUUUGUUUGUUUGUUUGUAGCUUUUUGUCCCCUUCCUAGGUCUUGAGCUUUCAUGGCUCAUGUCUUGAAUACUGGUUUUCUCCAGAAGGGGGAAGACUGGUGACCUGCUCAUAGCCAUAGCUCAGCUCUUCCGGUGAAUUGAGGCCCUAGUUUCAUAGGGCAGCCAGGGAAGGGUUGGGUCACCCCUGGAGCUGUUAGGCAGCCCAGAAUAUCCGAAGUGGUUAACUCAACUCAAGUGAUCGGAAUGAGAGAGACCAAAGACAUCCGUUUCCUCUGUCCUCAGAUUCAAAGACAGAGGGUAGCCAGGAAAGGUGUGUUUUUUGCACCUCCUCUUUCCCUGCCCCUGUCUGUGCCCACAGCCUUUCCUCACUACCCACUGGAGAAGUCAAAUUCUAAUUAUCAGUUAAAACAGUUCAUUGGGAGCUGUGUUAGUGGGUUAGCCUGGCGAAAUCAAAUCAAUCAAUAGCAGAUUAUUCUUCUGGACUACAGCCAAUGGACUGUAGUCAUUUCUCUGAAAUGAAAUUGUGUGCUUGGUCAGAUUCCCUGCUGGAGUCUGGACUCACUUGAGAAGACAAAAGACAAUGCCUGUGGAUGGUGAGUGAGGACUAGGUUUCUUGAAGUAGAAAUUUGGCUUAGUCUGUUGAGGGCCUUCUUCAUCUUGUGUGUAGUUACCGAGCUUUCAAAUGAGUUAACCUCUGAAGAGCCAGUGGGAAUGGUUUCCUAACCCUCCCAUUUAAUAGAGGAGACCUCAAAACACAUGCUUUUCGAAAACUGAGUUCCUUGUUUGGCAGAUGAGAUUGAACAAAAAGAGAAAAAAAUUCCCAUUUUUUCCCAGCCACAGCUUCCUCCUGGGAGUGGGGAGGACUGGUGAGUGAUAACCAUCAAGAGGACACAAUCGUUAGAACACCAACAGCAAAACAGCCAUUUUAUCUUUCCACUUUUCUAAGAAAGGGUGAAGUCUUUCGAUAUUUCUGUUCAUUUUCAGAAGACACACACAAAUUUUUAAACCUGACACAACCCAAGUGAAGGGCCACCUCUGGAGGUGACCCCUCAUCCACCAUGUGGUGUAUUAGUGCUCGUAUUUAUACAUGGAAUUUCAGGGUAUACGCGACUACGUCCAGCACGACUCAGGUAAACUUUAGAAGAAUGUACGUUACUUAUCCUUUUUGUAAAGACGUGAACAGGAGCUGAGUUGUUACCCACAACUGUUCCCGUUACCUUGGGUCACUGUACGAAUUCAUUCAGGAUAGAGAUGUCAAGUUUAGAAGUCUGGGGAUCACAUGCCAGUCUCUUUACUCAGGCUAAAGGACCCUGGGCUUUCUUGGGGAGCCCAGGUGUAUGUGAGGGAAGCUCUCAGGACUCUUAGCUUUAGGGAGAUUAGCCCUAGUUGCAGUGAUUUUCAAAGGGGCUAAGUAGGAGUUAAGUUUUUUAUGACAUGGGACUUCAAAGAGGAGAGAAAAGUUUUGCAUCCAAAUCAGAGAAGAAGAAAUGGUGCGAGGAAAGAAAGCAAAAUUAAACAUAACCCCCUUGCGAGGUAUUCCAGGUUAAAGCUGUCUCCUUUCUAAAACCUACAGACACACCUUUCUUCUCUGUCCUGCACUGUUUAGAACUGUGUCAUCAGAAGCUAUAAGUAGAAAGCAUGGGCUCUAUAUGACAUACCUCUAAUCUUAAAGUCUUACCAAGGUUAAAAAUCCCAACGGAGUCGUCUUAAUUUGAAGUGCACCAUCAGGACAACAAACCACUUAAGCUUGAAAAAGCGCAUUUCAUUUCUUUGCGUUCGCUAGUUGCGGACACCUUGAGUUAACAACGUGUCUCAUUUUCACCUACUGUGCGUUUCCCCUGCCCUAAUUGUCUCAUAGGUCGGGUAGAGGACACUGAAUGUUAUGAAUCGAGAACCUAAUUGAAGCGCAUAGUAUCCAUCUAUGCAAUUUUACUUGCUUCUGUCACUUUAUGAUCUGUUCAUAUUUGGCAUCAAUUAAAGAUAAUUUUUAAGGAUCUUA
Molecule: messenger RNA, 6982 nt
Organism: Bubalus bubalis (water buffalo)
Lineage: Eukaryota; Metazoa; Chordata; Mammalia; Artiodactyla; Bovidae
Gene: KCNA1
Product: potassium voltage-gated channel subfamily A member 1
Exons: 1
Coding region: 101-1588 (495 amino acids)
Biological process (GO): protein homooligomerization; potassium ion transmembrane transport
Cellular component (GO): synapse; dendrite; juxtaparanode region of axon
Molecular function (GO): delayed rectifier potassium channel activity; protein binding
Source: RefSeq, a predicted model, not a curated record